Medicago truncatula (barrel medic) is the source of this 1675-nucleotide messenger RNA. Its product is annotated as AT-hook motif nuclear-localized protein 22. The transcript has a single exon. Bases 488 to 1414 code for a protein of 308 amino acids. Gene Ontology annotation, cellular component: nucleus. Gene Ontology annotation, biological process: vegetative to reproductive phase transition of meristem. Gene Ontology annotation, molecular function: DNA-binding transcription factor activity; minor groove of adenine-thymine-rich DNA binding. The record is from RefSeq and is a predicted model, not a curated record. NCBI's taxonomy places the organism in Eukaryota, Viridiplantae, Streptophyta, Magnoliopsida, Fabales, Fabaceae.
AGCUUCCUAAGUUGUUUUUCUCUUCCUUUUCUUCUCUCUGCCCAAACUUUUCUUUUCUUAAAACUCUUUAUUACCUUAUUUCCUCCAAACCUUGAACUACCAUCUCUUUACUUUACUUCCAUAAAAAAAAAGUAGCUUAGCUAGCUAGUUUCAUAUACCAAUCAACAUGGUGCUUGAAAUUUGUGGUGGGUUUUUUCAAAAAGUUUCCAUUUUUUGUUGAAGGUUAAGUGCUAAGUAGUAGAGAGUAGAGAACAUGCCAUCAACAACACCUAGCUAGUUCUUCAACUCAAAAACCAAACAAGAAAAAAUUAGAAACUAGAAAACAAAAAUACAAAACCCCUCAAAAGUAAAUCUCCACCACCACAACCUAGAUCCUUUCCUAUCUCUCUCCUUUCCUUCUUUUCAAUUUUCAAACAAUCUAGGGUUGUGACUUUUUGAAGAUAUUGAUCUUGAUUAUAUCAUCUAGAGAAGAAAAAAAAAACAAAUCAUGGAUCAAGUAGCACAAGGUCGUCCUCUUCCACCUCCAUUUCUCACUAGAGACCUUCAUCUUCAUCCUCACCAUCAAUUUCACACCAACCACCAAACCAAUGAAGAGGAACAACAAAGUGGCAAUGGGAGCUUAAGCCGAGGCCAAAAAAGAGAACGAAACAACGAAGACGGCAACAACACUCCCACCGGAGGAGAAGGAAAAGACGACGGUGGUAGCGGAAGUGCUGGUGGAGGAAGUGGUGGUGAGAUGGGAAGAAGACCAAGAGGAAGACCAGCAGGUUCGAAAAACAAACCAAAACCACCUAUCAUCAUCACGAGGGACAGCGCGAACGCACUCCGAUCCCACGUGAUGGAAGUUGCAAAUGGAUGUGACAUCAUGGAAAGUGUGACGGUCUUUGCGCGAAGGAGGCAGCGUGGUGUCUGCAUCCUUAGCGGAAGUGGGACCGUCACAAACGUGACUCUCCGUCAACCAGCAUCGCCUGGUGCGGUAGUCACACUUCAUGGAAGAUUUGAGAUAUUAUCAUUAUCUGGCUCUUUCCUGCCGCCGCCUGCUCCACCAGCGGCGUCAGGAUUAGCCAUAUAUCUAGCUGGUGGACAAGGACAGGUCGUCGGUGGUAGCGUGGUGGGACCGUUGUUAGCUUCCGGUCCGGUUGUUAUCAUGGCAGCUUCCUUUGGAAAUGCUGCUUAUGAAAGGCUACCUUUAGAAGAUGAAGAAACACCAGUGAAUGUGCCAGGAAAUGGAGGGUUAGGGUCACCGGGAACCAUGGGAAGUCAACAACAACAGCAGCAGAACCAGCAACAGCAACAACUUGUAGCAGAUCCUAAUGCUUCAUCACUUUUCCAUGGAGUUCCUCAAAAUCUUCUCAAUUCAUGCCAAUUACCAGCUGAAGGUUAUUGGGGUGGAAGUGCUCGUCCUCCUUUUUAACCAAAAAUGUUAUUCACUUAAUCACUUUUCUCAUCAUGUUUUUCGUUUAAUCUUUGUUUUUUUUUUUCUUCAUCUUAUUUUGUUUUGUUCACCUUUUUUUUAAUUUUACUUUCUCUUUAUCUAUCACUUGUUCAUUCUCCUUAUAACUUAGUUUAAAUUGAAGACUUUUCUUUGAUCAUGGUAUUAAGUUGACUACUUGAUGAUGUUGAAUUGAAAGAAGGAUGUAUAAAUUCAUGAAUUUUUUGUGGGGUUUGAAUUUUA